GGAGCCUGCCGGGAGCGAGAUGAGGGACGGGUGGCCUGCGCAUGUGCAGCCUUAGCACAGUGUUGUGCGCACAGUGAGCGCUUCACAGGUCGGAAAAGCGGGAGAUGACCGACACUUGGAAGCCACUUUUCUUGGGCAAACUGUAAAAGUGCCAAGUUUACAGACCUUCGAAGGGUGUCCAUGGCCAGGAUCAGAUUCUCCUCUGUGUGCCCGGCAUCCCGGUGUUUCACCGUGCCCACCGUGAGCCCCUUUGCCCGCCAGCGGGUCGCCUUGCUGGGACUCUGUCUCGCAGCUUUUCUCCUGCUGCUCAUCGCCGUUGUAGACCUGUGGCGCUGGGACUCUGCCCCGUCUCAGGACAGACAGUACGAGAGGUAUUUGGCUCGCGUCGGAGACUUAGAAGCUACAGACACGGAAGAUGCCACUCUGAACUACGGACUCGUCGUCGACUGUGGGAGCAGCGGGUCCAGGAUUUUUGUGUAUUUCUGGCCUCGCCAUAACGGGAAUCCUCACGACCUGCUGGAUAUCAAGCAGAUGAGGGAUCGCAACAGCCAGCCAGUAGUUAAGAAAAUCAAACCAGGGAUCUCGGCGAUGGCAGAGACUCCAGAGCGUGCCAGCGAUUACCUCCGCCCCUUGCUGCGUUUUGCGGCCGCUCACGUGCCCGGGAAGAAGCACAAGGAAACCCCGCUGUAUAUCCUGUGUACGGCGGGAAUGAGACUGCUGCCAGAGAGGCAGCAGCAGGCAAUCCUAAUCGAUCUGGUGAAAGAUUUACCUGCGGAGUUUGAUUUCCUCUUCUCCCAGUCUCAAGCUGAAGUCAUCUCUGGGAAGCAGGAAGGGGUCUACGCUUGGAUUGGGAUCAACUUUGUUUUGGGAAGAUUCGAUCACGAGGACGAGGGAGACGAGGUGGUGCCCCAGGGAGAGUCGGCUGGUCGCAGGAGGACGGUAGGCGUCCUGGACAUGGGAGGGGCCUCUCUCCAGAUUGCUUACGAAGUUCCUACCUCCGCCUCCGUCCUUCCUCCAGAUCAGGAGGAGGCUGCCAAGAAUCUGCUGGCCGAAUUCAACCUGGGCUGUGACGCCCAACACACCGACCACGUGUACAGGGUAUACGUCGCCACUUUUUUGGGCUUCGGGGGCAACUUUGCCCGGCAGCGCUAUGAAGACCUCAUGCUGAAUGAAACCCUUACCCGAAAUCGGUUGCUGGGCCAACGGGCAGGUGCCAGCCCCGAAAGCCCGUUGCUGGACCCCUGCUUACCCGUGGGCCUCGUGGACGUGGUGGAGAGGAGCGGUCAGGUCCUGCACCUCCGGGGCAGAGGGGACUGGACGGCGUGCGCCCAAGGACUGCAUCCCCUGCUGCUGUCCCGCCCCAACGCCAGCCGGGCCUCUCUGAACGGGAUCUACCAGUCCCCCAUCAACUUCACCAGCAGCGAGUUCUACGGCUUCUCCGAGUUCUUCUACUGCACGGAGGACGUGCUGCGCAUCGGGGGCCGCUACCACGGCCCCACCUUCGUCAAGGCUGCCCAGGAUUACUGCGGCAUGCCGUGGCCCGUUCUAACGCAGAGGUUCAAGAGCGGCCUCUUCUCCUCACACGCGGACCAGCAUCGCGUCAAGUAUCAGUGUUUUAAAUCAGCCUGGAUGUACCAGGUCCUUCAUGAAGGAUUCCAUUUUCCCCGUGACUAUCCAAACCUGCGAACGGCCCAGUUGGUGUAUGACAGGGAGGUGCAGUGGACGCUCGGAGCCAUUCUGUAUAAAACACGUUUCUUACCUCUCAGGGAUCUCCGGCAGGAGAGCGUCCGGCAGGGCCACGGCAGCUGGUUCCGCCUCUCCUUCGUGUACAACCAUUAUCUCUUCUUCGCCUGCAUCCUGGUGGUGCUCCUGGCUAUCGUCCUCUACCUCCUGCGGCUGCGGCGGAUUCACCACCGGCAGGCCCGGCCCUUGGCCCCGUUGGACCGCUGGAUAGGGGAGGUGGUGCCUUUGAUGGGGGUUCAGGUGGGGUCGUGAUGGCCACGGCGCUCCCGCGGCCGGGACUGAAGCAGGACGCUGGGCUCCCGUGCCUCCCGCCCCGUCCUCCGUGCUGCUUCACCGGCGUCGGACGCUCCUCCUUGGCACUUCCGAAUCCGGAUGUGCCGGUAAACCCCUCUCCCCGACCGAAGCCAGAACUUAGCCCGCGACGAAUCUCAUCGGGAAGUGGAAGACGACACGCCUGGUGCUACUCCAGGGCUUCGAUUCCGAUACGAUCCCGACGGCUCGGCGCCCGCCCGGAGAACCCCAUCUCCGCACCCGGCCUAUCGCGCUGCUAAGGAAAUGUGGCUCCUGGAGAAUCACAUCCCAUUUCUAAGGGGCCCGGGGGAGGUUUGGACCAAACUUGACCCGCUCCCCGUUCUGGCAGUUUGAGCUUUCCCUACCGAUUUACCUCACGGGUCGGGCCUGGGCAUUAUCCUCGCUUCUUGAGCCUCCGAGUGGCCGGCCGGAGCCGGGGCCGGAGGGACAGGGAUUUGUUUUCUCUUUGCCAUCAGGCCUCGUUUCCCUACCAGGUAGGAGAAAUGACCCAAGGACGGAGGAAGAUGUGCGUGAAAGGCAGUGGAGUGGGACCGUAAGGUGCGGGAAAUUGUUUUAGUUUUAACCUUUAGGGUGGUGGCAGGUCCCACCCCGGAGGGUACGUGGACUGAGAUACCAGUAGGAGACAAAUCCAGCGGACGGAGGGAGAUGUGCGCGAAAGGGCGGAACGCGGCGUCCAGGCAGUGGAGCGGGACCGUAAAAUGCGGGAAAUUGUUUUAGUUUUAACCUUUCGGAUGGUGGCAGGUCCCACCCCGGAGGGUGCGUGGACUGAGAUACCAGUAGGAGACAAAUCCAAAGUUCAGCAACGACAGCUUAUACUUGUGCAACUUGUACUUCCCAAGCGCUUAGUCCAGCGCUCUGCACACAGUAAGCGCUCAAUAAAUAUGACUGAUUGAUUGAUUGACAGCGGCAUUUCCCAGCUGAGGAGAAAGAAAAUGGCUUUAACCCAAUUUUGAUCCCUUCAGGGCCCCCUUUUCUUUCCAUACAGACGUUUGCCCGUAAAACUUAUCAAACCACUCCCUUCUGCCACCUCAGCCUUCUCUUGCCGUAAUCCGUUGGUUCCUUCUGACGUCUGAAGCCUAGGGAGCGAAGCAUCUUAUCAUCAAUUUUGAAAGAAAAGCGGGAAGAACCAAGGUGACAGCGACGCAGCCUCUCGGGAAGAGAGAAAACGCUAACCCUGGAAGUAUGAACGUCUCACUGGAACGCAAGGGGGGUGGUUUCAUAAUCCCACUCAAAACGGACCCAAGAUGGAAGCGUGACUCUCCAAGAGUGCGAUGUCCUUGACGUCAGAGCCCCAGUUGCUCCUCAGUUAAGGAGUUUCCUAGUUUUCCCUGGGCAGUCUAAAAUUAGUCUGGUGCUGGAGACUUCCCAGCUUCCUUGGGAAGAUCUUUCCACAUUCCUGCUCUCACUGCAUUUCCCCAGUUCUACCUUUGCCUAAUUUACUGUUGCCUUUGUGAAUUUGGUUUCCACAUUUCAUCGUAGUCAUUGGCCCCAAUCAAUUUCGCCGAAUCUCGUCAGUCUCACCAGCCCUUAGUUCAUUUCCAAUGGUCCUGUCCGGAUAGCCUGGGCUUGCCCGGGUUUUUUUUGUUGUUGUUCUUUGUAUUUUUAAACACAGUGGGACCCGACUCUAGUAGCCGUGCCCGGUAACGGUUAUGAUAAAGUCGAUGAUUCUGUGAGACUCGUCCAAGACUAACGAAGCAGCGCUCGAGCGUAUCAAAGAUGUCCCUCUGGAUCUGUAAACAAUUCCACUGGAUGCCCAUUUUGCUGCUCGCCAUUCCCCCUGGUUUCUUUCAACCUUCUUUCCACUUGGACCACAAUCAAAGGUAUGCCGCUUGGAUGACAGAAAAAAAUAAUAUCUUGCUAUCUAAUAGUGUCUUUCUAAAGAAUUUAAAGCACAGCCCUACUACCUCGUUAUUUUUCCUGUGAGGUAGGGAUCAGUAGGACGAGGGAAGUAUUAUGAGUCCCCUUUUAUAUGGGGAAACAGAGGCACAGAGACUGACGCUUGCCCAGUGCCAAACAGCCAGUUGGUAGCGUGGCUGGCGGGGGUUUCUAGUCCAGGACUCAUUCCGUUUAACGUUUUGAAAUGUUUUUCAGAUUGUUUUCAAACCUUUUAGUUCCCAACCCUCCGAUCUGUUUGCCCUUGCUAGUAUUUGCCAUCCCUGUGGUUCUUGUCCCAGUGUGGCAUGUAAAAACACUUGGGAAGGAAGAGCGGCCUCUCCGGGUUUUUCCGGAACAAUCCAAGGAACGAGGAAGCCGUUCCUGCCACUUGGUCACCUAACCACUCCGUCCUCCGAAUCUGGCUUUCCAAACCGUGGAAUAAAGUUGGAAAUUUUUGCAGUGU
Messenger RNA from Tachyglossus aculeatus (Australian echidna), 4393 nucleotides. RefSeq names its product ectonucleoside triphosphate diphosphohydrolase 7 (gene ENTPD7). Gene Ontology annotation, biological process: nucleoside diphosphate catabolic process. Gene Ontology annotation, molecular function: nucleoside diphosphate phosphatase activity. The transcript has 13 exons. The record is from RefSeq and is a predicted model, not a curated record. Lineage: Eukaryota; Metazoa; Chordata; Mammalia; Monotremata; Tachyglossidae. Bases 181 to 1995 code for a protein of 604 amino acids. Gene Ontology annotation, cellular component: membrane.